Messenger RNA from Cygnus atratus (black swan), 691 nucleotides. It is a transcript of the gene NDUFA8, whose product is annotated as NADH:ubiquinone oxidoreductase subunit A8. The record is from RefSeq and is a predicted model, not a curated record. NCBI's taxonomy places the organism in Eukaryota, Metazoa, Chordata, Aves, Anseriformes, Anatidae. Gene Ontology annotation, biological process: mitochondrial electron transport, NADH to ubiquinone. The transcript has 4 exons. The coding region runs from base 10 to 579 and encodes 189 amino acids.
CCGCCGCGCAUGCGCCGUGCCGGGCGGGCGCUGAGGGGAGCUCAAGGAGACGGCGCCGCCAUGGCGGGCGGCCUGCGGCUGCCCUCGCUGGAGGAGCUCGAGGUGCCCGAGGUGAGAGUCAGCUCGGCCGUGCUGAAGGCCGCGGCCCACCACUACGGCUCGCAGUGCGACCGGCCCAACAAGGAGUUCAUGCUGUGCCGCUGGGAGGAGAAGGACCCGCGGCGGUGCCUGCGCGAGGGCCGCCAGGUCAACCAGUGCGCCCUCGAGUUCUUCAGGAAGAUUAAGACGCACUGUGCAGAGCCAUUUACUGAAUACUGGACGUGCAUUGACUAUACCAACUUGCACGAGCUUCGUAAAUGCCGAAAGCAGCAGGCAGUAUUUGAUAACUGUGUGCUAGAGAAGUUGGGUUGGGUGAGACCUGAGCUGGGAGACCUCUCUAAGAUCACAAAAGUGAAGACGGACCGACCUAUCCCUGAGAAUGUCUAUCAUUCUAGACCUAGACCAGAGCCAAAUCCACCCAUUGAAGGAGAGCUGAAGCCUUCUCCACAUGGCAGUAGGCUCUUUUUCUGGUCCUGGUAAAGUGGGCAGACUGUCCUGUAAUUAAAAUGCAAAGAUACAUUGCUCUCAAAUGUAAAUUGUUCAGUACACGUUGGGUAUAACUUUAAAUGUAAUGAUUAAAAAAAAAAAGUUA